CAAAUGGCAGAGAAGAAAGGGGAAAAGCGGGAAGGACAAAGGGAUGAGGAGCACGCGAUAGGCAUUUGACACAGAUCAACUCAAGCGAGUUAUCCGCGUGUGAAUCACUGAGCCACCACUCUCCUUCCCAUCACCCACUGGUCUGGCUCCUUUGUUUUCCUCUGUCCUGUUCAUUGUUCUCGUUAGCUGAGUCUUUCUCUUCCUUACUUUGCCCAAAUAUCAUAAUCAAAACCGCCAACCGUGUUACCAGAGACUCAAACCACCUCCACCGCCGACGCCGACCGACGUGAAGUGUCUUAUACUCAUAAGCUCCUGCACAGAGAGAGAGAGAGGACAAUUCAUCAAAUUCAAACUGAGACAAAACCCUGACAAAUAAAUGAAAAUGAAAAUUUCCCAAAUCUGAAUGGAAGCCCUUUUCUCUCCGUACGGAUCAUCCUCUCACGCUUGUUUUCCGUUCCUCCGCUUCUCGCUCUAUUUUUCGCUGGGGGCUGAUAUUGAAAGGGCGUUCGCGGAGAGACAGAGUGGCGAUGGGAAGUUCGGGAUCUGGUGCGGUUGAUUGUGGUGUAGGACCGAUUGUUUGGGUGAGAAGGAGGAACGGCUCGUGGUGGCCGGGGAAGAUAAUGAGCCCUGAAGAGCUGGCAGAGUGUAAUCUAUCUUCUCCCCGGACAGGGACUCCGGUCAAGCUCCUUGGAAGAGAAGACGCUAGCGUGGACUGGUACAAUUUAGAAAAAUCUAAGCGUGUGAAGGCAUUUCGAUGUGGUGACUUUGAUGAUUGCAUUGAAAGAGCUGAAUCUGCACAGGGCAUGCGAAUAAAAAAGCGAGAGAAAUACGCACGUCGAGAAGAUGCAAUUCUUCAUGCACUUGAGCUUGAAAAACAGAUGAUGAAGAAACAAGGAAAAUUAAGUACAACCUCCGAUAACCAAAGAAGUAAGUUAUCUGGUCCAGCAAAGAAGGAUCUCGGUAUUGCUUCAGAGGGUUUGACAAAUAAUAGUGGAAUACCUGGAAAUGCCAAACUGAAUACAAGUAUCAAAGAUGAGAUUAUUGGCAUUCCUGCAAAAGCAAAGGAUGGAAAUCAGCCAAUCUCUGGAGAUGAUCAUUCUGAAGCAACACCACGGAUGAGAGGAUUACAGGAUUUGGGGCUCAGAACUGCUUCAAAGCGAAAGCUUCCAACAUCUAGUGAUUCUGAUGUUUGUAUGAAACCUAUGGGAGAUACUCACUUUCAAGUUCAUCCUGUUGAUGCCCCUAACAUGGAAAGAAGAAAUCAUGCAAAUGGAGCAGACGGUGUGGAGGUCAUUCAGGCAAAGAGGAGUCGAUGUGUUUACUCUCCAGCUGAUUCUAGUGAUUAUUUGGAUGAUAAAGAACUUCUUCCAAACCAGAUUAAGAUGUUGCCUUCCAAGUCUGAAGAUGAUGAUGACCAUCCUCAUCAUAGUUCCUUGAAAGAACAGAACUCUUCUUCUGGUUUUAUGGAAAAUCUUGAAUCUGACUCUUCUGGGACUGACUCUCUGCAAUCUGAGUCUGCUUCUUCUGAGACUGAACCUGAUGUGGCUGAUGGAAUGACUGUUUUACCAGGUACUAUUAUGCCUACAGAAGCUGAACAGAAUGCUUUGAGACAACCUGAAGUGCCAGAACAUGGAAGUAUAAGCAGCGAGGAUCCUGAUGAAUUGGCAUUUUCUGGUGAAAUUUCGCUUCUUUAUCCUGAUGAUCCUUUUCUUGCUAAUGCAGCAGUGUCCAAAUGGCGACUGAAAGGAAAAAGGAAUAUUCGGCACCUUACCAAAAAGUCUUCAGAUAGAGCUGACGAAAAAGUUUUAAAUGGUCCUCUUCAUGGAACCUACCAUAAGAUAAAUGGUAGCACUUUGGGUCAAAGGGGAUAUAGCUUUGAUGAUGCUGAUUUGGGCAGAAAAUAUAUUGGGAUGUAUAAUGAUCGUUCUUCAUAUGCAUCCAGGUAUGCAUUCAAAGGUAGAAAUAAUAUUGGUCAUAAUACUAUUGAUUGGAGGGACAUGGCUUGGGAGGAUCGACCUGCUUUUAAAGGACAUUUGGAAGACAGGGUGGAACACUUCAAUCCAAUAUUUUUUGGCCGUCAUUAUUAUGGUGGAAGGGCUAGAUCCAUGUUGGUAGAUGUGGAUUUAAAGGUUCAAGCAAGCUAUCAAAAAGCACCCGUUCCUAUUGUCUCUCUUACGAGCAAGUUAAACGGAAAGGCAAUUAUAGGACAUCCAAUCCAAAUUCAAGCGCUGGAAGAGGGUUCGUCAGAAACUCUUAUUUCUAUAAAUGAUUAUCAUGGCACUGAAGCAGUUGACCAUGAUGCAAACACUUCAAUUUCACCAGCUUGGAGGACUGCUCGAAGGACCAAUUAUAGGGUCCCACGCCCUCUUUUAUCAUCAGUGCUGGGUUCUGAGCAUCCUCAAUUCAUAGACCAAGAAGGAAGGCUGCCAUUUAGGAAGUUAAGUGUAGGGAAUUUCAGUCACAAGGCAACCUUGGUACGGAAGAGCUUUCCCCACACCUCUCGGCCUUCAAUGGAUAGGAAAUUCCAAAGAAAGCUGCAGAAGAAAGCAAGUUUAUCAUCUAACAAAAAAACAAGAACCUUAUCCUCAAUUGCAGUACAGCAGAGUUUCAGUAAGCCUUUGCAUUAUAGCAGUAUCAGUCAAAUGGGUGGGCUGCUUAAAUCUGAGACGACUAGGCCGACCACAGUUGCCUGUAUACCUGUCAAAUUAGUUUUCAGUAGGUUACUUGAGAAGAUCAAUAGACCGCCAUCAAAAGCCGCAUGUAAAGUGGUUAUAUCAAACGGAAAUGCAGAGAGACCACCAUCUUAGUUAACGUGUACAUAGCUAUAGGUGCAAUAAUUAUUGCUAAUUUCCUCCUAACAAAAGUAUUCUGCACCCAAACCAUUAUACAGUGGCAUUGUUGGGAUGUAGAUUCUGUUACCCACUUAUUGAACAUUAGGUGAAGCAGGUAACCAUGGGUGAAACUAUAUACAGGGAACAUGUUUGACAUAUGGUUGUUAUGAUGGUAAGGUUGUGAUGAUGGUAAAGUUGCUGAAAAAUUGGUGUGCAAAUUACUGAAGGAAAAACUUUGAUUUAGGCAGAAAAGAAGGUAAUCCCUCGUUAUCACAGGUAGAAGCAGGUAGUUUGAGAUUCAUAUAUAUGUAAAUUUUAUUUCCAUAUGAGUUGACGUUUUUAGGUUUUCUUUAAAAAAAGAAAGGUAUAGAGAGAUCUGGUACAGUAGGGAUCAAUGUAGACUUUCUUUUUUGAUUUAUAAUUUCGUUUGAUAAAUCAUCAGAUGGAGUGAUGAGCUACGGCCUCAUGCUUGGGCCAUUGUGCUGUUGUGAAAUAAGUACUCUCUGUAGUGAUAAUGUGGUGCACAAAGUGCAAAACUCAUAGAAAAAUUGCAAAUUACAUAUGAAGAAUUCAAAUUGUAGGUUA
This is a messenger RNA of Manihot esculenta (cassava), 3416 nucleotides long. RefSeq lists its product as uncharacterized. NCBI's taxonomy places the organism in Eukaryota, Viridiplantae, Streptophyta, Magnoliopsida, Malpighiales, Euphorbiaceae. Bases 528 to 2807 code for a protein of 759 amino acids. The record is from RefSeq and is a predicted model, not a curated record. The transcript is spliced from 4 exons.